Messenger RNA from Pieris macdunnoughi, 3981 nucleotides. The record is from the annotation of a GenBank genome assembly. NCBI's taxonomy places the organism in Eukaryota, Metazoa, Arthropoda, Insecta, Lepidoptera, Pieridae.
AUGGUCUCUGAUUCCAAAAUAUCAAUAAACGAAACACCAGUCCAAAACUUGCUUUCAAUUUCAAAUAUCUCUACACACUUUAUGCAACAGAUUGUUCCUAAAGAGGUCCUAUUAGCAACAGCUGUGAUUAAGGCUCAAGCGAAAAAUGGUCAAUUUUACCUAUUGCGAGCAUUACUCGACCAAGGCUCGCAGGCGUCUUUCAUAACAGAAUCGGCAGUACAGCUUCUUGGGCUAAGAAAGACAUUAAAUAAGAGCAUUAUUUCUGGACUGGGUGGUGAUAAGGGUGUUUUGGCUUCUAAAUACAAAGUUGAAGUAUUGGUUCAAUCAAAUCAUGAUCACAAUUUUGAAAUGGAAGUACAAGCCCAUGUACUGCUAACUAUCACAAGCUUGCUUCCUUCAACGAAAAUUCAGAAAGUAGAUUGGCCUCAAUUAUCUUCUUUAAAUUUGGCUGAUCCUCAUUAUAGCACACCUUCUAAAAUAUACAUUUUAUUGGGUGCUGAUGUCUACGGUGAUGUCAUCAAGGUCGGGUUAGUUCGGGAUCCAAACGGUGGAUUGACGGCUCAAUACACUGCUUUAGGUUGGGUUUUAUCUGGUCCCACUAACUUAGUUAAUGAGGAAAUUGCAGCACAAACGCAAUGUCAUCAUAACUUGAUACUUCGUAUUCAUACUCAAACUCAGAUUGAUGAUAAUGAGUUAUUAAAGCGGUUUUGGCAACUUGAUUCUGAUUCUGAUUCCGACAACACUAAAAUUAUCUCCGAGGAGGAGACUAGAUGCGAGGAGUUUUAUGCGAAAACAACACAACGAGGCGAAACCGGACGAUACGUUGUUCGUUUACCUUUUAAGGAAACGGACCCUCAAUGUAAAUAUGGAAGAUCUCGAGAUAUUGCAAUUAAAAGACUCCGUAUUAUUGAACAGAGAUUCAAGAAAAAUCAUGAGUUAAAGGCACGUUAUUCCGCAGUCAUGCAAGAAUACCUCGAUCUUGGUCAUAUGGAACAUGUUACUGUAAAAGAUAAAGAUCCAUUAGAAAGUGUAUAUCUUCCACAUCACGGCGUCAUACGUGAAGACAAGACCACGACCAAGGUCAGAGUCGUAUUUGACGCAUCUUGUAAAGGAACAAACGGAAUAUCUCUGAAUCAAACAUUGAUGGUGGGUCCCAAGCUCCAGCAAGAUCUACGUCACAUUAUAAUGAGAUGGCGAAUGCAUCCCAUUUGUCUGAGCGCGGACAUUGUAAAAAUGUAUCGGCAAGUGGUCGUUACUGACGCUGAUGCAGAUUUUCAACGACUUGUCUGGAGAGAAGAUGAGGAAUCUGAAAUAAAAGAUUACAGAUUAAUAAGAGUUACGUUUGGCACAGCUUGUGCUCCUUACUUAGCUGUGAAGACGUUGCAACAACUCGCCAUUGCUGAACACAAAGAAUGCCCUGAUGAAGCUGAAAAAAUAAUAACAGAUUAUUAUGUAGAUGAUUUAUUGACUGGGUGCGAAACAGUAGAAGAAGGAGUUAGGAUAUAUAAGGAAAUGAAUAACAUACUUAGGAAAGGAGGAUUUGAACUACAAAAAUGGGUUACUAAUAACAAGGAAUUGGCAGCAAAGGUGGUGGAUGACGGAGGAAAUCAGGACGGGAAGAUUGAAUUAAAAAUAGACGAAAUAGUAAAGAUAUUAGGGCUUAUCUGGGACAAGGAAUCGGACUCCUUUCAUUACUCAGUUCAACUUCCUCUUCUGCAUGAUGUUUAUACAAAACGAAAGGUAAUUUCAGACAUUGCCCGGCUUUAUGAUCCGUUAGGAUGGCUGUCACCUUGUAUUGUUUCAGCUAAGUUAAUGAUACAAAAACUAUGGUUAGCUGGUAUAGAUUGGGACGAGGCAUUACCAGAUGAUUUGUUGGCACAAUGGCUUACUUACCGUUCUGAGCUCAACGAUGUCAGCAAGGUUAUAAUACCAAGGUGGAUAGGAAGUAAAAUUGACAGUUUUAAAGAAUUACACGGUUUCUGUGAUGCAUCUUCUGUAGCGUAUGCUGCAGCGGUUUAUCUCAGGUGCAUUACUGAAGACGGUAAAAUUGAAACACACCUUGUAGCUGCUAAGACCAAAGUAGCGCCAGUGAAGCAGGUUUCAAUACCUCGGCUGGAGUUACUAUAUGCAGUUUUACUUGGAAGGCUUUUAACUGAAGUAGCCAAGGUGUUGAAUGUAGAGAGCAAGAAUGUUCAUGGAUGGACUGAUUCAACGGUUGUCCUGGCUUGGUUGAGUAAGCAUCCAAGUAAUUGGACAACAUUCAUAGGCAAUAGGACAUCAGACAUAUUGUCAAAAUUAGACAAUACACAAUGGGCUCAUGUUCAAACUCAACACAAUCCCGCUGAUGUCGCGUCCAGGGGAUGUGCACCUCUAGAACUUGUUGAAAAUAGUUUAUGGCUACAUGGCCCAUGGUGGUUACAAAAUUACUAUAUAGAAUAUGCACGGCCAAAAUCUAUAUCUACUGAUUUAGAGGAACGAACUAUUAAAACUUACCUUGUAAAAGAUACUGCAAUAGAUGUUCCAAUUUGGGAUAGAUUUUCGUCCAUUCAGAGGAUGAUUCGUGUCCUCGCAUUCUGCCGAAGAUUCUUAAAAAUCAAGGAGGUCAACCAAAAGCUCCAUAAGUUUGAGUCAUAUUUAACUUCUGUAGAGCUUAAUGAAGCUCUUGAUCUCAGUUUAAAAGAGUGUCAGAGAAGGGAGCUUGAAAUGGAAAAUACUCAACUGAAACGACUGAACUGUUAUCAAGAUGAUAGAGGAAUUAUAAGAGCACAGGGCAGAAUUAACAAAGCUCACCUUCCUGAUGACACCAAACAACCUAUCAUUCUUCCAAACAAGAGCAAUUUUACCAACUUAAUCGUUGAUGAUGCACACAAACGAACAUUACAUGGUGGCCCGUUGUUAAUGUUGAACUUCUUACGCACGAAGUACUGGAUAAUUGGUGCUAAAAGCUUGGUAAAAAGACAUGUACAUAAAUGCGUGACAUGUAUUCGAUAUAACGCAUCAACAAAAAAUCAAUUAAUGGGCCAAUUACCAUCUGCUAGAGUUAUGCCAGCGCGAGCAUUUCUUAACAGUGGUGUAGAUUUUGCUGGCCCAAUUAAUAUACGAAUGUCCAAAGGUCGCGGAAACAAAAGCUAUAAAGGUUAUAUCAGUCUUUUUGUGUGUAUGGUCACUAAGGCCAUCCACUUAGAAGUAGUUAGCGAUCUCACUGCUGACAGUUUCAUAGCAGCCUUUAAGCGAUUUCUUGCUCGGAGAGGUCACGUAAGCGAUAUUUGGAGCGACAACGGAACUAAUUUUGUAGGAGCGUCUAAAGAAUUGAGACAAAUAGUUGAUAAUGCUUCUGUAGCCACUGACGUUCGCGAAUGGCUUGGUAAUCAAAUUGUCACUUGGCACUUCAUUCCCCCUCAUGCCCCUAAUUUCGGAGGUCUAUGGGAGGCAGGGGUGAAGUCAACUAAAUUUCAUUUAAAGCGAAUCGUGGGUGACUCCACCCUUACUUUUGAGGAGAUGACCACAGUUUUGUCGCAAAUCGAGGCAUGCCUCAAUUCAAGACCAUUGUCGAUCUUACCUGGAGACACUACAGACCCCUCACCACUCACUCCAGGACACUUCCUAGUUGGAGAACCACUUGUAGUUAUCCCUGAAGCUAGUUAUGAGCAAAGUAACAUCAGCACACUUAAGCGGUGGCAAUUGACGCAGAGAAUGAUGCAAAAUUUUUGGCGUCGUUGGUCAAACGAGUAUUUAACGCAUUGUUUACAACGCUACAAAUUGUCAAAACUUACCCCGGAACCUCAAAUAGGAGAUGUAGUUCUUGUUAAGGAGGAUGAUUAUCCUCCGUCCAUCCUUCCACCGUCACGAUGGUGGUUAGGUAGAAUAGUUACGAAGCAUCCUGGCUUGGAUAACAUUGUUAGGGUCGUUACAUUGAAGUGUAAGGGAGUGCUUCUCAAAAGAGCACCAUCCAAACUUUGUGUUUUACCAAUAGCAGUUUAA